UCUACGUUGUCUCAAAUUGUCUCUUCUCAACAGCACAAAACACGCGCAUGAGGCAAGAGCUCGAGGUUCAAGCUGAGUACUUAGGAUUUUGUGUCUGUGACAAGAUUUCACAGAUCGUUGUUGAUAUCUCUGGAUGAUGGCGCGCUCAGAAGCUGUAAGUUCAGUAGGAGAUAAUAUGUCGGUAGAUAAUGGAUCAAGGAAGCCUCGGAUUCUACUCGCUGCUAGUGGGAGUGUGGCUGCUGUCAAAUUUGCAAAUCUUUGUCAUUGUUUUUCUGAGUGGGCAGAAGUAAGAGCAGUUGCAACGACUGCGUCACUGCAUUUUAUUGACAGAGAAGCAAUUCCUAAGGAUAUAGUUUUAUAUACCGACGAGAAUGAAUGGUCAAGUUGGACGAAACUAGGAGAUAGUGUGCUUCACAUUGAGCUUCGCAAAUGGGCUGAUAUCAUGGUCAUCGCUCCAUUAUCAGCAAACACUCUUGGCAAGAUUGCCGGAGGGUUGUGUGACAAUCUACUGACAUGUAUUGUUCGAGCGUGGGACUACAGUAAGCCAUUCUUUGUUGCACCAGCCAUGAACACUUUCAUGUGGAACAAUCCUUUCACGGAACGACAUCUCAUCGCCAUUGAUGAGCUCGGUAUAUCUCUCAUCCCCCCAGUUACAAAGCGGUUAGCUUGUGGUGAUUAUGGCAAUGGUGCAAUGGCUGAACCAGCUACCAUUUACUCUACUGUGAGGCUCUUUUACGAGUCAAAGGCUCAGCAAGGACCCAAAAUGGCAACUCGUGGACAGGGUCGAGGACGGAGAGAAAAUGAGGAACCCGCUUCGUCUCAUAAUCAAGCUGAAUUCUUGGCGGCGAUGACCAACAUUGUCAACACAAUGCAAGCUAGUGCGGCGAUUAUAAAUCAAGCCAUGGAAAGAAUGAAUGGAAAUGAUAACGGAUCUGGAGAAAACUCAGCUGAAGGAGGUCCGAUGACAUUAGCAACCUUUCUGGAGGUUAAUCCCCCUGUAUUUAGAGGAUCAACUAACCUGAUGGAAGCUGACAACUGGUUUAUAGCAAUAGAGAGAGCACUACAAGUGCAACAUGUACCUGAGGGUCAAUUGGUGGAGCUUGCUGCUUAUCAGCUAGCUGGAAAAGCGCAACAAUGGUGGCAAGGAACUUACCAUCUUCUGCAACAAGGAAAUGGGAAUAAUGCGAUCACUUGGGAGGUUUUCAGAGAGGAAUUCUACAACAAGUAUUUUCCGAAUUCCGUGAGACAAGCUAAGGAGUUGGAGCUGCUUCAAUUGAGGCAAGGAUCUAUGACUGUGGCUGCUUAUAUAAGCAAAUUCGAGGAAUUGUGUUGUUUCUCAAGAGUUUGUCAAGGACCUCUGGGUGCUCCUGAAGAAUUUGAGGAGUGGAAGUGUAUGAAGUACCAGGAUGGUUUAAGGGACGAUAUCAUGCGAGUUGUGGCGCCUUUUGAGUUUAAGAGCUUUGUAGAGUUAGUGAAUAAGAGUCGUGUGGUGGAGGAUUGCUCUAAGAAGAAUGCGACUACUAGUACUGACCGUCAUGGUUACCACGACCGAGGAGGAGGUGCAAGAUCCUUUGCUCCAAGGGGUUGGGACUUCAAGAGAGGAGAAUAUGUUCAACAAUCUCAACGUGAUCGAGCUACUUUCCAAGGGAACAACAACAACCAUCAAAGGAGAUAUGGGCGACAACCUCAGAAUGAUUUGACUUGCAUGAGGUAUGGAAGUUAUCACUCGAACUCUCCAUAUAGAGCUGAAUUGGGACUUUGUUGUAGUUGUGGAGGAGCUGGUCACAUGUCUUAGAACUGUCUGGAAAAAGCCAACCGGAAUGCUGGGAGAGCGCAACAAGGUCGUGUAUAUGCUAUAACGACGGAUGAUGCUGCCAAGUCGGAUACUUUGAUCAGAGGUAAAUGUGAAAUUGGUGGUAAAGUGUUAACUGCAUUAUAUGUUGCGGGCGUUGGCCUCUGUCCAACACCCAUGCCUACGCAAACAUGGGCUGCGUACACGACUUUGGCACAAAAACACUCAUGCGUACGCGACGCAAGUCAUGCGUACGUGAGCAAGUCACCCUACCCAAACGUUCUGCGUACGCAAACAUGUGCAUGCGUACGCGACCAGCCUUGUUUUUCCGAAAAGUGAAUUUUUAGGCUCUCAACCAUUCCUCGAACAUUUUAAAUCCUUAUAAACUCCGAAAAGAGUCUAGAGCCUAUGUAAUUAAGGAUAGAGGAGUUAGAAACGAGAAUUAAAGAGAUGAGUUGAUGAAUUGGAAAGAGAGGAACAAAGUGUGAAGUGAUGUAUGAAGAGGAUGAAUGUGAUAAUUGAUUAUGAUGAUGAAUGAGAUUAAUUAAGAUUGAGUAUGAAUUAAGAAGAGAUUGAAGAGGAGAUUGUUAAUGAGAUUGAUAAUGAAAUUAGUGUUAAACAUGAUUCUGAUUGUGAUAUACUUGUCUGUGUAGAUGCAGUGGUAUUAAUUCACUUGCUCCGGAUUUGGUUUGAGCAUCCCGAAGUAGAUGCAAUGGUUUGCCUCCAAGUUGUGACCGGGCAUUUAAACUCCCUGGAUCCCCCAAUGAAAUGAAAUUGAUUGAAUGAUAAAUGAUUAUAUAUAAGCAUAAAUUCUUGGGGAUGCGCACUUAGGGACUUUCUAGGGUUCGCUACUAGACAUGUCAGGUUGGCUUGAUAACCGACAGAUGAAACUCAUCGGUUAUAGGGCAGACAUACAUCAUUUGUGUAUUUUUUAUUUGUUUGGGUUUGUCUAAUUGUAUUAGUUUGCCUAAUUGAAUAUAUUAUAUGAUUAUAUACUAUUUGCUUUACUUUAACUUGCUUGUGUAUUCCUUCU
This is a messenger RNA of Arachis stenosperma, 2825 nucleotides long. Its product is annotated as probable phosphopantothenoylcysteine decarboxylase. Bases 134 to 1795 code for a protein of 553 amino acids. The record is from RefSeq and is a predicted model, not a curated record. NCBI's taxonomy places the organism in Eukaryota, Viridiplantae, Streptophyta, Magnoliopsida, Fabales, Fabaceae. Gene Ontology annotation, cellular component: phosphopantothenoylcysteine decarboxylase complex. The transcript has 4 exons. Gene Ontology annotation, biological process: coenzyme A biosynthetic process. Gene Ontology annotation, molecular function: FMN binding; phosphopantothenoylcysteine decarboxylase activity.